Ictalurus furcatus (blue catfish) is the source of this 2420-nucleotide messenger RNA. Its product is annotated as intestinal mucin-like protein. Gene Ontology annotation, molecular function: protein binding. The coding region runs from base 94 to 2247 and encodes 717 amino acids. The record is from RefSeq and is a predicted model, not a curated record. Lineage: Eukaryota; Metazoa; Chordata; Actinopteri; Siluriformes; Ictaluridae. The transcript is spliced from 17 exons. Gene Ontology annotation, cellular component: extracellular matrix.
CUAAUUGUCAUUUAUUUUCAGCAUGGAGAGACUAUACCAGAUGGAAAAUGCUCCAAUAUUACAUGCAACAAUGGAGUAAUCAUACAUGAGCAUAUGAAAUGUCAGGAUGCACCUUUGCCUGUUUGUGUAAACAAUCACCUGCCGAAGAAAGUCACUGAUGAGUCUGGGUGUUGUUCCAAAUAUGAAUGCGAGUGUAUAUGCAGUGGCUUUGGAGAUCCACAUUACAUCACUUUUGAUGGAACAUACUACCCAUUUCAAGGAAACUGCUCCUAUGUCCUUGUCAAAGAGAUAAAUCCAAAAUACCACUUCAGUGUCAUUAUCGACAACGUCUACUGCGACUCAGAAGAUGGUCUCUCCUGUCCUAAAUCACUGACUGUUCACUACAAAUCCUUUAAAAUUUUCAUGACGCAGGAUAUUUCCAACGGAAUGGUCAUAAAUCUGAUUAAGGUCAACAACAACCGAGUCCUACUACCAUAUGAGAAUGAGGACUUCCGAAUUACAGACAAUGGUAUCGAAUCACUCGUGGUGAUACCAGCAAUCGAUGCACAGGUCACCUUCACUGGCAUGAUGUUUUUCAUCAACCUCCCAUGGCAAAAGUUCCAUGGAAACACUGAAGGACAGUGUGGAACAUGUAAUAAUAACCGUACCGAGGAUUGUCGCCUACCAAAUGGCACCAUUAUUUCCUCCUGUGAAAAAAUGGCUCCAUAUUGGCAUGUCAGUAAUAACAACAGUGUCUGUCUACCACCAAACCCCAAACCAACACCAGUGCCAUGCACAAAUGCUCCAAUUUGUGAAAUUCUUAGCACUACCUUUAAGGAAUGCCACGAGUUUGUCCCGUACCAGUAUUAUGAGGAGGCCUGCAACUAUGACGUGUGCCACAUGAACACCCAGAGCAUUGGUUGUUCCAGUUUGCAGAUGUACGCUGAACAGUGUGCUAUAGCAGGAAUCUGCAUCGACUGGAGGCCAGCCACAAAUGGAGUGUGUGAAUUCUUCUGCGAGGAGCCCAAAGUCUAUAAAGCUUGUGGACCUCAGAUUCCAUUAACUUGUGAUUUAAGGUUUAACCUCAAAUUUAUAAACACACCCAGUGCAUUUAGUCCUUUGGAAAGUAUGUUCUGGGAAGGCUGCUACUGUCCGGAAGGCAUGAUGCAGUUGAGUCCAGAUAUAAAUAUGUGUGUUAACAGUUCCUGUGACUACUGCCUCAUGAAUGAUGGACAGUUGAAAAAGGCCAAAGAGACCUGGGUGUCAGGUUGUGACAGCUGCACGUGUGAUGAGAAGACUCUGACAGUGAGCUGCAUGAAAUUGCCAUGUCCUACACAAAAGCCUGUUAAGUGUGACGCACUUGAAGGUCAGGUGAAGGUCCAACAGAUCGUGGAUUGCUGCCAAUAUGACAUCUGUGUGUGUAAUUACAGUCUUUGUCCCGACGAGAAGCAAACUUGCCCCCUCGGAUUCACUCCGCACUUCGAGAAAAAAGGCUGUUGUCAAUCACACACCUGUGUGCCUGAAUCUGUCUGUGUGUUCAAUGACACCGUAUAUCAGCCUGGUGCAUCUGUUCCUAUGGAAAAAUGUCAGGAGUGUGUAUGUACACACAAAGUGGAUUCCCAAACUGAACUGAACAAAGUCUCAUGCACGCCGGUUACAUGCAACACACAAUGUCCGUUGGGAUAUGAAUACGAGCUCGUUCCAGGAGACUGCUGUGGACAAUGUGUGCAGUUCAGCUGUGUGGUUACAUCUGGCAACACGAGUCAAAUGCUCAAGCCUGGUGAGACCUGGACUCCACCUAAUGACAAGUGUGUGACUUACAGCUGUGUGAAAAGCGGGACACACUACUAUCCUGUUACAAUCCAGCGUGUUUGUCAGCCAUUCUUUGAAGCUGACUGUGUUCCUGGAACAAUCGUCACGGUUGACUGCUGCCCUACCUGCGUACUGAAGAAUAGGGCGUGCAACCUCACCAGGAACUCCACUUACCUAGAAAGCAAUGGCUGCAGGACUGCAAAACCAGUAGAGUUGACGGCUUGUGAAGGCUCCUGUGUCACAUCUUCCCUCUACUCAAUGGCAGCCAACACAUUCGAGCACUCAUGCUCCUGUUGUCAGGAAGUGUCCACCAGCAAGAAGGAAGCCGAAUUCAUCUGUCCAGGCGGGACAAAGGUCACCCAGACGUAUGUCUAUGUCGAGAAGUGCGGCUGCUAUGAGAGAGAGUGUACACUGAAGGAGAUUCCUCCCAGCAAGCAGCGGCGUCGGCGUCGGUGAUCCAACAUAGAACAGUCUUCAUUUCCUCUAAUCAAUGUUAAUCUAUUUAUGACACUAUUUACACGAAUCGACUAAAGAAGUGUGAUGACUGAAGAAAUGUCUUCAGGUUUUCCCACCACCCUGUAAUUCCUUUCUGAUGCUUAAAACCUAAUAAACAACAGCAAUCAACAUGC